AUGUCGCACCUGGAAGAGAUCUCCGACGCGGGAAUCGAGGCGAUGGCCGAGUCCGGAUGCGUGGCCGUACUCUUACCCUCCACCGCGUUCAUUCUCCGUUUGACACCGCCACCGGCUCGCAAAAUGAUCGAAAACGGAGUGAUUGUGGCGUUGGGCUCGGAUUUCAAUCCGAACGCCUACUGUCUGGCCAUGCCCAUGAUCAUGCAUUUUGGUGGGUUUUCUGACCGUCUUCAGCGUACCGCGCAAGUCAAGGAGUCCUGAACUCAACGGAAGAACACGCAAGAAUUUUUAUCUUUUUUAGAAAAUUUUUUCAUGAAAUGUGAUCAACUGUCGAAAUGUAGAGCAAAGUGAACUCUACUCAUAAAAAAAUAAUUGUAAAUUUAGCUGCUCAUACAAAAAAGUUAUUCGAGUUGUUGCGUGAAAAGGGGGCUAACGGGGAAGGAACAACUCGAAUAACUUUUUUUUAUGAAACGCUAAAUUUACAAUUAUUUUUCUAUAAGCACAGUUCACUUUCCUCUACAUUUCGUCAGUUGAUCACAUUUCAUGAAAAAAUUUUCUAAAAAAGAUAAAAAUUCUUUCGUUGAGUUCUUCCGCUCAACACUGAUUUUCCCCCCUUUUCGAUGUUUUUCCGUUGUGAAAAAGCAAAAAAAAUGCGAGAAUUGCAGCGUGCGUGACGAUGAAACUGUCAAUGUGUGAAGCGCUGACGGCCGCCACCCUAAACUCGGCGCACUCGAUCGGAAGAGGCAAAACGCACGGAGCAAUCGCGUCGGGAAGGUCUGUGUCACAAAUGUUCGUUCCCAAAAAAAAAAAACGACAAUAAUUCAGGCACGCCGACUUUCUGAUAUUGUCGGCCAACUCGUGGGAGCACAUAAUCUAUCGGAUCGCCGCCCAUCACGACGUCAUUCGUCACGUCGUCAAAAACGGAAAUAUUGUCGAAUUUUGA
Molecule: messenger RNA, 943 nt
Organism: Caenorhabditis sp. 36 PRJEB53466
Lineage: Eukaryota; Metazoa; Nematoda; Chromadorea; Rhabditida; Rhabditidae
Source: the annotation of a GenBank genome assembly